Nothobranchius furzeri (turquoise killifish) is the source of this 6074-nucleotide messenger RNA. NCBI's taxonomy places the organism in Eukaryota, Metazoa, Chordata, Actinopteri, Cyprinodontiformes, Nothobranchiidae. The record is from RefSeq and is a predicted model, not a curated record.
AAUACAUUUCAUUCUACUGUCAGUUUAAAGAAAUAAUACAACUGUUAUGAGUGUGAAAACACAGUUACAGCUGUCUGUAAUUCACAUAAUAUGUUUCUGUGUUUCCUACAGAUUUUCAACAGAUGGUUCUGGUUAAAUAAGAAGCUUCAGAAGAACAGAGUGCUCGUGUCAACCACCAGCACCUAGAUUUUCUCCACAAAAAAGAGGAACAGGAGACACUCUGGUCUAGUAUGGAGGGAGAGCAUCUCCAUUUGAAUAAGGAGACUGAUGCUGCCAGCUUUCAAUCCUUUAGCCAAAAAACAUUUAAGCAAACACACGAGAGUCCAGACAAAGCAGAAACAUUUUGCCUGUGAGCACUGUGGACAAAGGUUUCACCAAAAGACUAAUUUAACCACACACAUGAGAGUCCACACAGGAGAGAAGCCUUUUGCUUGUGAGCUCUGUGGUAAUAGAUUUAGUGAAAAGGGAAGUUUAAACACACACAUGAGAGUCCACACUGGAGAGAAGCCUUUUGUCUGUGAGCUCUGUGGAUAAAGAUUUAGCCAAAAGACAAACUUAACCACACACAUGAAAGUCCACACAGGAGAUAAGCCCUUUCCUUGUGAGCUCUGUGGAACGAGAUUUAGCCGAAAGACAGACUUAACCACACACAUGAAAGUCCACACAGGAGAGAAGCCUUUUGCUUGUGAGCUCUGUGGAAAGAGAUUUAGCCAAAAGCCACAUUUAAACAUUCACGUGAGAUUCCACACAGGACUGAAGCCCUUUCCUUGUGAGCUCUGUGGAAAGAAAUUUAGCUUAAAGUCAACUUUAAACAGUCACAUGAAAGUCCACACAGGAGAGAAGCCCUUUCCUUGUGAGCUCUGUGGAAAGAAAUUUAGCUUAAAGUCAACUUUAAACAGUCACAUGAGAGUCCACACAGGAGAGAAGCCUUUUGCGUGUGAGGUCUGCGGUAAUAGAUUUAGUGAAAAGGGAAGUUUAAACACACACAUGAGAGUCCACACUGGAGAGAAGCCCUUUCCUUGUGAGCUCUGUGUAAAAAGAUUUAGCCUAAAGACAAAUUUAAACAGACACAUGAGAGUCCACACAGGACUGAAGCCCUUUCCUUGUGAGCUCUGUGGAAAGAAAUUUAGCUUAAAGUCAACUUUAAACGGACACAUGAGAGUCCACACUGGAGAGAAGCCUUUCGCCUGUGAGCUCUGUGGUAAUAGAUUUAGUGAAAAGGGAAGUUUAAACACACACAUGAGAGUCCACACUGGAGAGAAGCCUUUUGUCUGUGAGCUCUGUGGAAAAAGAUUUAGCCGAAAGACAAACUUAACCACACACAUGAAAGUCCACACAGGAGAUAAGCCCUUUCCUUGUGAGCUCUGUGGAACGAGAUUUAGCCGAAAGACAGACUUAACCACACACAUGAAAGUCCACACAGGAGAGAAGCCUUUUGCUUGUGAGCUCUGUGGAAAAAGAUUUAGCCGAAAGACAAACUUAACCACACACAUGAAAGUCCACGCAGGACUGAAGCCCUUUCCUUGUGAGCUCUGUGGAACGAGAUUUAGCCAAAAGACACAUUUAAACCGUCACAUGAGCGUCCACACAGGACAGAAAUCUUUUGUCUGUGAGCUCUGUGGAACGAGAUUUAGCCGAAAGGCAUAUUUAAACAGUCACAUGAGCGUCCACACAGGAGAGAAGCCUUUUGCUUGUGAGCUCUGUGGAACGAGAUUUAGCCGAAAGCCACAUUUAAACAUUCACGUGAGAGUCCACACAGGACUGAAGCCCUUUCCUUGUGAGCUCUGUGGAAAGAAAUUUAGCUUAAAGUCAACUUUAAACAGUCACAUGAAAGUCCACACAGGAGAGAAGCCCUUUCCUUGUGAGCUCUGUGGAAAGAAAUUUAGCUUAAAGUCAACUUUAAACAGUCACAUGAAAGUCCACACAGGAGAGAAGCCCUUUCCUUGUGAGUUCUGUGGAACGAGAUUUAGCCGAAAGACACAUUUAAACAUUCACAUGAGCGUCCACACAGGACAGAAAUCUUUUAUCUGUGAGCUCUGUGGAACGAGAUUUAGCCGAAAGACACAUUUAAACAUUCACAUGAGAGUCCACACAGGACUGAAGCCCUUUCCUUGUGAGCUCUGUGGAAAGAAAUUUAGCUUGAAGUCAACUUUAAACAGUCACAUGAGAGUCCACACUGGAGAGAAGCCUUUUGCUUGUGAGCUCUGCGGUAAUAGAUUUAGUGAAAAGGGAAGUUUAAACACACACAUGAGAGUCCACACUGGAGAGAAGCCCUUUCCUUGUGAGCUCUGUGUAAAAAGAUUUAGCCGAAAGACAAAUUUAAACAUACACAUGAGAGUCCACACAGGACUGAAGCCCUUUCCUUGUGAGCUCUGUGGAAAGAAAUUUAGCUUAAAGUCAACUUUAAACGGACACAUGAGAGUCCACACUGGAGAGAAGCCUUUUGCUUGUGAGCUCUGCGGUAAUAGAUUUAGUGAAAAGGGAAGUUUAAACACACAUAUGAGAGUCCACACUGGAGAGAAGCCCUUUCCUUGUGAGCUUUGUGGAAAGACAUUUAGCUUAAAGUCAACUUUAAACAAACACAUGAGAGUCCACACAGGUUGGAAGCCCUUUGCCUGUGAGCUAUGUGGACAAAGAUUUAGCCAAAAAGGGUCCUUAGAUGAACACAUGAGAGUCCACACAGGACAGAAGCCCUUUCCUUGUGAGCUCUGUGGAACGAGAUUUAGCCGAAAGACAAAUUUAAACAGUCACAUGAGCCUCCACACAGGAGAGAAGCCUUUUGCUUGUGAGCUCUGUGUAAAAAGAUUUAGCCAAAAGACAAAUUUAAACAAACACAUGAGAGUCCACACUGGCUUUUCGCCUGUGAGUUCGGUGGAAAAGAUUUACCCAAAAGAUCAGUUUAAACGGUCACAAAAGAGUUCAUAAAGGACAGAAGCCUUUUGCUUUUGAGCUCUGUGGACGAAGAUUUAGCUGAAAGAAAACUUUAAAAAAUCCUCUAAGUAUCCACUAGGGCUGAACGAUCUAUUGCAGGGGUCUCCAACCUUUUUUGGCCCGUGAGCUACUUUUAACUAUAUGAAGCACAUUGGGCUACCGUUUUGUGUAUGAAAUGUGCUAUAUAAUAAACUUGACUUGAGAGAGAGUUCACAAUCAUGUUUUGUUACUAAAUGAGACACUCAGCUGAAACUGGGGGAAAUAUAUGAUGAAUCUAAAUCACAGGAGAUGUCCAGAGUUUUUAAAGCUUGUGUUCAUCAUGUUGUGGGGACCACAAAGAGGCUACACUCGCACCCAGUUCUUGGUACCACAGACGUAUAUAUUGACUUGGGACUGUUUGUAUGUAAAUAUUGUUGACUGCUUGGCCGCUUGAUCAGAACCAGAAACGUAUGUGUAACAGACCAUCUGGGUGUUCAAGGGGCUGUAUGUGGAGGGCCACACAGAGGCUACGCUCACACCAGAAUGCAUCUGUUUUAGUAGCUUUUUGAUAUGUUUUAUCAUGUUUUUACCAUGUGAUGUACUUUUUAUCUUGUUUUUAGAAUUUUUAGGGAACUUCUGUUCGUUUUGUCUUGUUAAGCACUUUGGUCAGCUUUUAUGCUGUUAUAAAGUGCUAUGUGAGAGCCAUUUUAACUGAAGGUGUAGUUAUUGGGUUUGACACUAGAUGGAGGCAAACCCACUGAUCUUUUGAACAAGUCACUGUCUCCACCUCUAUUUAAUCAUGGUGCAAAAUGGGCACAGGUGUGUUGGAUGGAGACAGGGCAAACAGUUUUGGACCGUGCUGAAGCAGGUUAGAUUAUGUUGGAGCUUACAGAAAUAAUUGAUUGACUAUGGGAACAAAUGUGUCCCCAAAUUCCACUACCUCCGCUCCGCUCCGACACGAACGCCGGAGCAAAAUCGGUCCCGUUGUAGUCAAUCAAAGCAAUUCCACUACUGCGGCUAUGCUCCGGCAGUGUGGCGCCGUGCGCCGCCCUCUGUUCCGGCGUCCGGCAAAAAUAGAAUCGAUCCUAUUUUCGCCGGACGCCGGAGCACCUCCGCAGUAAAUGGACAGAAAUCACAACCGCCAAACAGGAAAAGGAGCAAGCACAACUUCCGUUUUUCACAAUCAAUCGAUAAACAAAAGGCGUUUUUUGUUUCAUAUGCACAGGUUUAACAACUUUUAACAACUAUCAAUGGCGGCUGAAGUUUAAAUGCACAAAAGUAAGCCAUAAAUACAGUUUCUACUAUCAAAGUAGUCACACUUUGUUGAUCCAAACACUGCUGAUAUCUCAACACGAAUGAUGGGCAGAUUAAACAGUUCAUGCCGAUGCUUCUCCCGCACAACGGGUGUUUGGAUCUAACUUCCGCUUUAAUUGCUCGGACUGUAUCGCAAGAUCUCGAAAAAUCCCGCGCAUGCUUGUUUGCCCACCUCAGGUCUCCGCACCGGAGCGGAGCCGUUGUAGAGCGGGUACCAGUAAAAAUUGAGUUCGGAAGGCGGGGGCGGAGCGGAGGUAGUGGAAUUUGGGGGUGAAAUGGAGCUGUAAGAAAAUAAAAGAACAUUUUAUUUCACCCGACGCGCCAACUGGUCUGUCCUCUUCCAUCACCUGUGGUGGAUGGUAGUGAUGAUGAUGUGAAGCCUUUUGAACCAACAAAGCUUUACAAUCCAAUUGUAUUGAAAAAAGGUUCAAGGGUCGAUGCUUCAAAACUCUGUGAGGACAUCUGCUGGUAAAUGUUUGUAUUUCAUUGUAUUUUCAGCCAAUUCUACUGAAAAUGAAUGGUGUAUUGAACUUUAUGGACAAAUAAAGCAUUAAAAAGCUUUCUCAGGAUCAUAUAAUAAAAGUAUCUUGAAUUUGAACAUUUCAUUAAAUAUAAUAAAAUUGCUUUUCUUGGUGUGAACACUUGAAAUGAAAUGAUGUUUAUUUGGGACAGUGCAUGUUAAUGGACAUACAUGUAGGGACAACAGGAAUGUAAACAGAUAAUGUGACAUUAAAACACAUACUGACAUUUACCCUAACUGCUGGCUGCAGCUCGAGCAGAGGGGUGUAACGUGAGGAAAUAUGGGUUUUCUGUGCCAAAGGUUUCAUUUGCCCAGCUGGGUCAAGAGCUGGGGUCGCUCAGAACUUUCACCCACAGAUUGAGACCUUUGCAGACAUGAAGUCUGCAAGAGUCUGCUGGAAACCAUAACAUCUGCCACCUGCAGCUUCGUGCCAGAAGAUAUUGUUCUCAUGGAAGUAGUCAUAACAUAACAAGUCUUAAACUUCCUUUUCUUUAUUUUAAUGUUAAAGAAUAAUCAUUAUCAUUUUGCUCAUUAUAAAUGUGUUUUAAUCAAAUGAAUGAUUAUUAUGCUUUGGGUAAUCAUAACUAGAAUGAAUCCAUACUUAAUUAAAUUAUGUUUGAGGAUGUUUGGGGAUGACCUUCACACUCGCCCACACACAUCUGCAUUCACAGUAAACUCCAAAACACAUUUGCUCUGACGCACACGUUUUGCUUUGAGAAGAGAAAGGUUUUGGUAAGUUUCCAGUUCUUGAUUCAGUUCGUGCUUGACAACGAAGGAGGAAGGACUUGUUAACAAACGCCAUCGGGGAACGGGGCUGCGGCUCCUUUCUCCCCCCUCACGCUAUUCCUGCCAAGCCAGACAGGAAUAGCUGAAUUGCAACAACUAACGCGGACUCGUCUCGAGUCUUUUGAUUUCUGAGUAAACUAAACUUAAGAAAGCGCAUUUGCAAACGCUUUAUCAUCAACGUGUACCGAGGACAUCUCUGGACUGGGUAGCCCGCACGCCUACGUCUCCUCUGCCAGCCGAGGUGUCACCUGGAUGAAACAUCAUCCUCCUGUGGUACCCCGGAUCUAAAGGGGGUCCGAAUACGGUGAGGCAGUCCACGACAGAUAGCGUUUGAUGCAUCUUUUCUGAUAAGACCUAAGUUUAUCCAAACCAUCACUUUUCACUCAGACACCUGUUUCUUCCUGAAGCAAAAUCAAACGCACACACAUGCAUUCAUCUCACCUCAUUUUCAAUCUUCACACAUUCAGCACAAGGUCUAUUUGAGCAAGUUUAAAAUAUCAACUGUUAAAGAUUGUCCCACAAAGUUGCCAAUGUUGAUUGUUAU